CACAGGCAUGGCAACUACGCAAUCUGUCUUCACAUUUGCUCUCUGCAUUUUAAUGAUAACUGAAUUAAUACUGGCUACGGAGAGCUAUUAUGAUAUCUUAGGAGUUCCAAAAAAUGCAUCUGACCGCCAGAUCAAGAAGGCAUUUCACAAGCUGGCUAUGAAAUACCACCCAGACAAAAAUAAGAGUCCUGGUGCAGAAGCAAAAUUUAGAGAAAUUGCUGAAGCCUAUGAAACAUUGUCAGAUGAGAAUAAACGAAGAGAGUAUGAUCAGUUCGGCCGUCAUGGAAGACAGGAAAGUAAUGGAAGUCCUUUUCGCCAGUCAUUUAAUUUCAACUUCGAUGAUUUGUUCAAAGACUUUGACCUCUUUAGUCAAAACUCACGGUCAAAAAAACCCUUUGAGAGUCACUUCCGCAGUCACCGGGAAGCUCACAAUCGGCAGAGACGUUCUUUCCAGGAGUUCUCAUUUGGAGGUGGACUGUUUGAUGAUGUGUUUGAAAAUAUGGAAAAAAUGUUUUCUUUUAGUGACUUUGAAAAUGCACAUCGACACGCAGUGCGGACUGAUAACAGGUUUCAUGCAUCUAGCAAGCACUGCAGGACUGUCACCCAGCGGCGAGGAAACAUGGUCACUACUUACACGGACUGUUCAGGACAAUAAUGUUUCCUUUCUCUUUUCAUCUGUUCUUGGUUCAACAUCUUCACAGUCUUUCUUGGUUUCAUGCUAAUAUGGAGAAAUUUCCUUAAACUGUUCUAGAGAAACACUUAACAUUACUGCUAUAAAGAAAUUUCACAUAAAACAUUCUUCUAAUGGAAACAGCAUGCAGUUGGAAAAUAAUCGUCUCAAAAGCUACUUUGUAUGGGAAGGGGAGAGAAAUUCUCAUGUGACAGAA
Molecule: messenger RNA, 887 nt
Organism: Tinamus guttatus (white-throated tinamou)
Lineage: Eukaryota; Metazoa; Chordata; Aves; Tinamiformes; Tinamidae
Source: RefSeq, a predicted model, not a curated record